CAGUGUUCCCCCAGAAAUUCCGAAUACCCCGGACGACGCAGAAGCCAGCAUGUGACGACGGAAGCUCAUCCAGGGGCGUGCGGAGAACAAGAUGCGUUGGUAAGACUUACGGAACUUAGUUAAAACUGCAAGCGUAGCAUGACUCCUCCAGCUUCCAGUAUCUAGCCGCUAAAUCUUAAAAAAGCUAUUCUGAGUAGAGCAAACCAGGUGCUUGAUGAAAUGCCCGUUACAAAUACUUUCUUUACCUCUCGAGUCUUUUGACUGGAUUUAAAAUGCGGGUCUUGCUAAAGAUUGCUCGUUAUCAUCAAAGCUUGGCUUCACCUCUAAUUUUUAAAUUCUCUCCUCCAAAGAUUGCAGCGCUCUGUAAUCUCUACUGUGACUUUUCUAACGUGGUUUAUUCAGCAGAGCUGCCUGAUUGGUUUAGGUUUGGGGAGGGCGAGCAAGCUUGUGACUUGGAUUCGGAAGAUGAUUUCUUGCUUCCCACACAAUUGGAGAUUUUGGAAGGUGGGUCUGGCAGUGGAAAGGUCAGGAAACGCGAGGGUUUUAUUGGGAAUGAAACUUCUGAAGCUUUUGAUGUUGAUGUGGAACAAAUCAGCAAUGUUCUGAAGGUAAGCCACAGUUCUCCGGAGGAAGUUUUCAUGAUUCUGAGCAAUUACUCUCCAAAGGUCUCAAAGGAGUUGGUAGACAGGAUAUUGAAAAGGUUUGGCAAUGAAUGGAUUCCUUCCUUGGGUUUCUUCAGGUGGGCCGAAUCUCAAAUGGGAUAUAACCACUCGCCUGACUCCUAUGAUUUGAUGGUUGACAUAUUGGGCAAGUCAAAGAAAUUUGACAUAAUGUGGAGCUUGGUUGAAGAAAUGAGUCGACUCGGAGGAUUAAUAACGUUAUCGACGAUGAUGAAGGUCAUGAGAAGGCUAGCUGGAGCUGCUAGAUGGAAGGAAGCCAUAAGAGCCUUUCAUGGCAUGGAAAGAUUUGGUGUUAGCAAGGACACAGUGGCUAUGAACAUUCUGUUGGAUUCUUUGUGCAAGGAGAGGAGUGUUAUCCGUGCUAAAUACGCCUUUUUGGAUCUAAGAACAGAUAUAGCUCCUAACGCUACCAGUUUUAAUAUAUUGAUUCAUGGAUGGUGCAAAGCAAGGAAAUUUGAAGAAGCUUGGCAGACUUUGGAGGAAAUGAAAGCAUUCGGUUUUGCGCCUUGUGUGAUUACGUAUACCAGUUUGAUUGAAGCUUACUGUUUGGAAAGAGAUUUUCAGAAAGCUGAAGCUGUUGUUGAUGAGAUGAGAGCUCAGGGAUGCCAGCCUAAUGUCAUAACCUAUACCAUCAUAAUGCAUUCUUAUGGAAAGGUGAAGGAAACUCAAGCAGCUUUUUCGGUUCUCGCUAGGAUGAAGAGUGAUGGUUGUCUGCCUGAUGCUUCAGUUUACAACUCUUUGAUUUACACGUUGGCUAGAGCAGGUCAGUUAAGAGAAGCCUAUAAUUUAUAUGAGGAGAUGCAAAAAAGUGAAAUUUUUCCAAAUGUGAAAACUUUCAAUACCUUAAUUUCAGCUGCCUGUAAUCAUUCUCAGGAGGAGCAGGCCCUGAAACUCCUGGUGAGAAUGGAAGAAAGCUCAUGCAAGCCAGAUAUAAUGACCUAUACUCCCUUACUUAAGCUUUCAUGUAGAAGAAAAUGGAUGAGAGUUCUUUUGUAUUUGUUGGGUCGCAUGUUUAAGAGGGAUAUCAGCCUGGACCUUGGAACCUACACGCUUCUGGUGCGUGGGUUGUGUAGGACAGGGAAGGUGGAACAUGCAUGCAUAUUUUAUGAGGAAAUGAUAUUAAAAGGUUUCAUUCCUAGGAGUCAUUCAAGUGCUAUGCUGAUGGAAGCACUUGGAAGGAAGAAUUUGGAUGCUGCGAAGUCGAGGGUUCAGAAGUUGAUGUUAAAGGCACAGAAUAUGCGGCGACUUACAAAUUACACAGAUACGAAAUAUAUCAUUGGAGAUACGGAAAGCAGGGUUUUGGACAGACCAUGGUGGUGAAGAUGAUGGGCAGAAUAGAAUAGUCUCCUGCGCAGAAGAAUUGAACUCGCCAUGACAACCAACUUCAGUUUCUAAUUUUGAAUCCGUUUGGAGACGUUUGAAGGUGUCGAGAAGUUGGUACGCCGCCGGACUUCUGGCCGGGAACUUCCCCUCCGAUAGCUGCGUCGCCGUGAGUGUGGGUAGAGGGGAUUCGAGCUCUCGAUCUCGACCGUCGGUGAGUAAUAAUAAUCGAAUCGGGUUUGUGUGUUGCGGCGCGGGUUGGGUAACCUUGGUUAGAGGAUGGAGUAUAC
Messenger RNA from Phalaenopsis equestris, 2290 nucleotides. Its product is annotated as pentatricopeptide repeat-containing protein At3g22670, mitochondrial-like. NCBI's taxonomy places the organism in Eukaryota, Viridiplantae, Streptophyta, Magnoliopsida, Asparagales, Orchidaceae. Gene Ontology annotation, biological process: RNA splicing. The transcript has 2 exons. Gene Ontology annotation, molecular function: protein binding. The record is from RefSeq and is a predicted model, not a curated record. Bases 273 to 2000 code for a protein of 575 amino acids.